Molecule: messenger RNA, 664 nt
Organism: Gadus macrocephalus (Pacific cod)
Lineage: Eukaryota; Metazoa; Chordata; Actinopteri; Gadiformes; Gadidae
Gene: ttr
Product: transthyretin (prealbumin, amyloidosis type I)
Exons: 4
Coding region: 93-539 (148 amino acids)
Biological process (GO): purine nucleobase metabolic process
Source: RefSeq, a predicted model, not a curated record
UGGGUAGGCGGGGGUAGAGAUUGGGUACCUAGUUAGAAAGCGGUGGUGUUGGAGCGUGUGGGUUUUCAUCUGUGGACUUCAGAAGCUGUGAGAUGAUGAGGCCACUGCUCUGGCUGCUUCUAGCCUCUAUUUCCCUUCCCUGUGACACGGCCCCUGUGGAGAAGCAUGGAGAGUCAGAUACCAAUUGCCCUCUCAUGGUGAAGAUUCUGGAUGCAGUCAAAGGCCUUCCAGCGGCCUCUGUGGCACUUAAGUUGUCAAAGAAAGGCACAGAUGGCGAGUGGACACAUGUUGCCAAUGGAGUGACAGAUGAAACCGGGGAGGUUCAUAAUCUCAUCACGGAUCAGCAGUUCCCUGCCGGUGUUUAUCGUGUUGACUUUGACACCAAAGCCUACUGGAAGUCGCAGGGCUCAACGCCCUUUCAUGAAAUGGCAGAAGUGGUUUUUGAGGCCCAUGGGGAGGGUCAUCUCCACUACACUUUGGCCCUGCUACUGAGUCCAUACUCCUUCACGACCACUGCCGUCGUCAGCACACAUCAAUGAUCACUUACAGAAAAAAAUGAGUGCUAGUAAUGUUUGAAAGCGGUUUGGGACACCUUUAUGGAGCUUGAAAUGAAAGCUGUAAAGUGUGUUGAUUGUCUAAAUAAAACUUCACAAGCCAAAAUUAA